This is a messenger RNA of Acipenser ruthenus (sterlet), 4445 nucleotides long. Its product is annotated as growth arrest-specific protein 7. Lineage: Eukaryota; Metazoa; Chordata; Actinopteri; Acipenseriformes; Acipenseridae. The record is from RefSeq and is a predicted model, not a curated record. Gene Ontology annotation, molecular function: actin filament binding. The transcript has 14 exons. Gene Ontology annotation, biological process: neuron projection morphogenesis; actin filament polymerization. The coding region runs from base 290 to 1714 and encodes 474 amino acids. Gene Ontology annotation, cellular component: plasma membrane; actin filament; cytoplasm.
UGCAGCUCAAGCGCAAUAACAGAGGCAGCACCAGCGCAGAAGUGAAGACUGGAUUUGCACAGCUGGGAGUUAGCAACAGAAAGAAAAUCUGCUGCGCUAUUUCAUAUUCCUCUCACUCAAGAUUAAAACUGAACACAGCGGAGCACCGUCGUGAACAACAACAGAAGCCAUAAAACAUAAUGAAGAGUUUACUCUUAGUAAGUUAAAAAAAAAAAAAAGAAGUAGACCCGCAGUACAUAUUUCUACAUUUUUUUCCUUUGGUCUGUGUUUGCAUGUUCUUCCUCCUGCAAUGUCUGGAUCUCUGUGCAAAAGUUUAUAUGGCUUCUCUGGAGAACAGCAUCAGCAGGGGUUGAGGUUCGAGGCUGGAGAAAUUAUUAAAGUUUUGCAAGUGGCUGACGGCGGCUGGUGGGAAGGAGAAAGGGAUGGAGUCCGGGGAUGGUUCCCAGCAAGUUACGUCCAAAUAUUAGAGAAGCCAGUAUCAGUUAGCCCCCUGCCAGAAGAUGAGCCAGGAAACAGCCCUCUUCCUGAGGGAUGGCAAAGCUACAUGUCACCACAAGGGCGCCAGUACUAUGUGAACACAUUCACCAAAGAAACUACCUGGGAACGACCAACCAACUCCCCUGGUACUCCAAAGAGCCCUCUGUCACAGAAGAACUCCAUACCCACAGUUAAUGGAUAUCACACAUCGGGAAGCCCAUUACACCAGCCAGAUCAGCCUCACCCGUCACUGAGAAAACCCAGCAGUGAUCUACAGAGCCCAGGGUCGACAUCACCCUCAAGAAAACAGAUCAAAGAAACCACUAUUACUAUAAAUUGUGUGACAUUUCCCCAUCCAAACACCAUGCCUGAACAGGAGCUACUGAAACCUGGCGAGUGGAGCUAUUGCGACUACUUUUGGGAUGAUAAGAAGGAUCCCCAGGGUAACACCUCAGUGACAGGGUUUGAGGUUCUUCUUCAGAAACAGCUAAAGGGCAAACAGAUGCAAAAAGAAAUGGCAGAAUUCAUCCGGGAAAGGAUAAAAAUUGAAGAGGAGUAUGCAAAGAGUCUUUCAAAGCUUUCUCAGAUUUCUUUGGCAGCACAGGAAGAAGGGACACUGGGAGAAGCUUGGGCUCAACUGAAAAAAAGCUUGGCAGAUGAAGCAGAAGUUCAUCUUAAAUUCUCCUCGAAGCUGCAAAGUGAAGUGGAGAAACCUCUUCUUACAUUCCGAGACAACUUUAAAAAAGAUAUGAAAAAAUUCGAUCACCAUAUCACUGACCUUCGAAAACAGCUAGCCAGUCGCUACGCUGCCGUAGAAAAGGCACGGAAAGCGCUGACAGAUAGACAGAAAGACCUGGAGAUGAAAACCCAGCAGCUGGAGAUUAAACUGAGCAACAAAACAGAGGAAGACAUCAAGAAGGCCAGGAGGAAAUCCACGCAAGCAGGUGAUGAACUCAUGCGCUGUGUGGAUCUCUAUAACCAGGCCCAGUCCAAGUGGUUUGAAGAAAUGGUGACGACAACUUUGGAGCUGGAGAGAUUGGAGGUGGAACGGGUAGAGAUGAUACGGCAGCACCUUUGUCAGUACACACAGUUGAGACAUGAAACCGACAUGUUCAACCAAAGUACUGUGGAGACGGUGGAUCAGCUGCUUCAGAAGGUUGAACCUGCCAAGGAUCGGGAACUCUGGGUAAAAGAGCACAAGACUGGGGACAUCCGGCCGGUGGACAUGGACAUAUAGAUGAGCUUCCCAAUUUUUCUUCUUUUGAUUGGUUUAGUGAAGGUUUUCGGACAGAAACAUAUAUAUAUAUACAUAUAUAGAAACACAUAUAUACAGACUGGUAUGCAACUUAGCUUUUCAGAGGUAACCAAUACACAGAGAUACUGUAACACUUUUUGGCUUAAUGACCAUUAUAAAAACUGCAGUGGGAUUUUGAGCUUUUAUAUUUUAACAAAAAACAUAUUACAGAACUGAAGCCAAAUGUGUACCGCCUAACAGGAAUAAAUUAAACUGGUAACACUUAUACAUAUUUAAACAGUAUAUGUGUUGUAAGAAGCAGCUUGGUUUUACAUUUAUUAAUAUACUUUAAUGUGGCAGAUUAAAAUGCAAUAUAGAAAAAUAUUCAUGUAAAUAUGCUUGUCUUUAUUUCUUCUUGUCAAUAUUUGUCUAUGGAGAUAAACUGCGGAAAUCAAUACUGUUCAAAAAUGGACAGCCUUUUAAAUUAAUCCAGGAGAUCACCGCUAAAUAAGUUAAAUACAAUGCGUUUUAGGUAUCAGUUACUUUGAGGUGCAAAUAUUGACACCUACUAUUAAUUUCAAUUUAAUUCCGUGGAGUUGCACACAAUAUACUUUGGGCUUGAAACGUCAAGUUUCUUAAUCCUCAACAGUUCUGAAUCCUAGCAUUACUGGAAAACUAGUAACAGGACAACCAGACAGCUACAUGAUUGACUAAGUAUCUAAAACCACAGAGUAGUGCUAAUCAUUACAGAGUAGUACUUAUUUCCAUAUCAUCCAUAACUAUAAAACAUCCAAUAGUGCUAAGAUAAGAAAUAUUCAAAGAAACAAAAUCAAUUCAAUGAUAAAUGUUUUGAAGUCUUUUUUUAAUGGAAGUCUUUUUUAAUGUCUUUGAUGUCAUUUAGUUACCGGUAGGGUUAGUUAGGUUGUCAAUUCGAAAAGUUACGUAGUGCUGGAAGAGGUCAUUGUGAGAAGAAAGGCAUUAUUUGAAGUACAGGGAUUAGAAACCUGCCAGAACAUUGCAAGUAAGGCAGAGAGUUAGAACAGCUGGGGGGGGGGGGCUUAGGUCAGCCAGGGUGUCCUCAGCUCAUGUCGCACCAGCGCCCCCUGUAGACUGGCCGGGCGCCUGCGGGAUUGCCUGUAAGAUGCCCAGAGCUGCGUUGUCCUCCUUACAAAUUGGGAGAAAAACAGGGUAAAAUCAAUUGGCGACUACAACAUUUUUUAAUUUAAAAAAAAUUAUAAUACUGUGCUGAAAUGAUAUUUGAUCAUUCAUGAAUGAUUACUGUCUCAAAUUCCAUCAGGAAAUGAUCAGCAUUCCAUAAAAUAGUCAUCCAUUAUAAGACUGUUCCUCUGAAUUCGUACAUUAUACAUUAUACAUAUAUUAUACAUAUCUGGACAGCCCCACAAAGGUGUUACAGUCUCUUUGCAUCAUACAGUAUGAUAACUGGUUCUUACAGUAAUGCCAUUUUGAACCUCCACACUUGAGGGCAAACAACUGCUAUAAUUGACUUUACCAGUCUGUAACAACUUGUGUGCACAAUGAUGGUAUACAGAGCAAAUUUGUAUUCAGUGCCUUUUGUGUAAAACACAAAAAAGUUAACCAGUUUACCCGACUCCUUGUUUACUUUCACUUAUACUCCAUGCCUGUUCACUUGUCAAGGUGGAAGAGCUUCUCUUUUGCAUGCUAAGCAUGUAUAUAAUUAUAAAAUGCAAAAAAAAAAAAAAACACACAAAAAAAAAUGCUUUUGCAGUGACUGACUUCAACAACAACUUUCAUACUAAACGCGUAGUUCAGAAGUCAGGACUUAUACUGUAUGGGUUGCAAAAUUGUAUAAACAGUCCACCUGCUAUUUGUAAGGAAUUAUGAUACACAUUUCUUCAUAAAUAAGCACCUUUAAAAUUGCAAAAACUCGGUGCCAUUUUAUGCAUUUGUAUUCCUAAACUGCAGUAUUUGUUGAUAAUCGUACUACACAUUUCAGUCAUCAAGUUACAUACAAGUACUAGCUCAAUAGAUUACACUAUGAAGCAUUUCUGCUGUCUUACGUCAUUUCUGUAGCCUUUUUUUUUAAAUUUAGACAAAUGUAUUUACUGAAAUGAGUGAUAACUACCUUAUCUUUUUUUUUUAAAUUAAUUUCAGGAUAUGUAAAUAUUUUAAACAGAACUGCUGCAUCCUGGUACCUUCGCUGUAGGUCACUUGGUUUACUGCAGCUAGGCCAUUGCCAUGAAUUUGAACUUUUUUUUAUUUGAAGUAUAACAAACAAGCAAGGAUAUUUAACACAAGAAGACAGGGGGAUUACAAUGGGGGUUGUGCCAAUAAGAAAACACUGUGGUCAAGAUACCCAAAUGAAUUACAUUUGUUUACUGAAAGUACCAUGCUUUAAAAGCAAGGUAGAAUAAAGUGCUAAUAGGCUUUGUAGCUCUCAAUGAUUCCAGCAGCGUUAUUCCAAGACCAUUUCGUCAAUAGAAUUAUAAUAAUCCAAUGAAAAAGGGCUUUGUACACAGACUCAUUUGAGCAUGUAAUAGCCCUUACAGAAGUCAAAAGACAUCGAAUGAAAAAAUCCCAACAAUUACAACCAUAAUCAUCAGCCAUUCCUAUAGAUCAUGUACAUAACUGAAAAGGAUUUUGUGAAUAUUGUCGUUGUCUUGAUGGUAUACUGUAUCUAGAGUUGCUACCCUUUAUCAGAAUGGCAACUAUGUGGAACAUGUGAGGUCUAGUAUUUCAAAGUACAGUCUUGAAA